AUGAACUGUUACCUAGAAGGUGAGGUAUCACUGCGAUCGUUGUCUAAUAACGACAUCAGUCAGUGCUCAGCCAGCCACGUGGAAACAAACUUUACUUCCGCUGCUGGACUUUCAGAUCCGAGAUCCGUAAGUGACGAUCUAAAUGAGGAAAUGGCACAGUAUGAGGAUCAAAAUUUUCAAGAUGGAAACUUUUCAAGUCCAUCAGAUGGUUUGACUGAAGAUACCAUAAAUUCAUAUGAUCCCUUCACAAAUGAACAUUGCUACAGCGUUGGUCGAGAAUCAUCCAAUCAGCAGUUUAUUCCAUUUCAACAUUUGAGUAAUUUAUUACCUUUAAAUGAAUCGACGAAUGAUGCUGAAACAGCUCUCAACGAAAGUUUGAUUAGCAAGGGUCUAGAGACAUUUUUUAGUCAUGAUAACGAAGGCAAUUUAAUUAGUUCAGAAAUGAAUGAUUCCAAUGAUAUUUUAGAUAAAAGUUAUUUAUCAGAAACGUAUGUUUAUGGACCACCAUUGACUGACACCGACUCGAUAUCUGAGCAGAAAAGAUCAAAUUUGAAGUUGAAUCAUAUAGAAAAGUCCGUCAAGAGUAAUGAUAUUCGUAGAAAAAGUCCGUUUACAUCUUCAGAAAAACUUUUUCCAGGUGGAAUCAAGAAUGCAAUCCAGCAAUCCAUUAGAGAUCUAAUUUUGAGGCAAAAUGCAAAACAAAUAGAUAAUUCGAGAAAAGCAAUUAAUUUGCCAGAAAUUCCAAUCAGUGAAACAGAAGCACACCAGGUGAAAAAAACGCCACAAAAUACUUCUAGUUCCGUUGCUUAUGAAGAUUCUUACUGGGAUAAUGUUGGUCCAUCCACUUAUACCGGUUUAGGAAACAGUGCCCGAGAAGAUGAGAAAUAUACAAAAAUGAGUGGAAUUUCGGGAGAAAUUUAUUCUAUUAAUAACAAAUUUGCCAGCAACAUAAUUAAUUUACCACAAACUCCAGUUGAUGAAACAGAAGCCUACCAAGUGAAAAAAAUGCCAAAAAUUAGUUCCAGCUCCACUAUUAAUAAAGAUUUUUGUUGGGUUAAUUUUGAUCCAUCAGUUUGUUCCGGUUCGGGACAUAGUGUUCCAGAAACAGAAAAAUGUGAUAUAAUAACGACUGAUAUUUUGAAAGAAAUCGGCACUUCUAACAGCAAGACUUUUGAUAUGGAAAGUGCAUAUACUGGUGAAGACUGCAGAUCUUUUGAGCAACAGACAUUUGAAACUUCAGAAAAUUGUAAUCUUGCUGUCCAUCCUUUGAAUACUGAAACUAAAAGUUUGCAUAAAGAGCUUGGGCGUAAUAUUUAUGUUUAUUCUGAAAAUAUUUUGUAUCAGAAUAUGAUAGAAGAGAAUGACAUAUCAGAUGAAGAAAAUUAUUUGAUAAAUGCAUUCAGUACUGUUGAUGAAAAUGAUUCCAAUUUAAUUAUACGGCCUGAAACUGCAUCUAGCGGAAUAAAUCCAGGCAAAUUUCAAGAAGUUGAUGCUUAUGAAAUUAGACAACAGAAUGAUGGCAAUUCUAUAACAAACUGUAAUAUCGAUAUUCGUAAUUUAAAUACAGAAGAUAGUGUCGAACACAAAAAGUAUCAAGAACUGAAAAUCAUAACCAAUAACUUUUUUGAAUCUUUUGAGAGACCCUCAUUGGAUAAAGACCAAAAGAGGGAAACACCUGCCGAAGCUGAAACUGAAACCAAAGCUAGAAAUAUUCCUUCAUUAAUAAGGAAUUUCAGUUCAAUAGAUAAAGGCAUUGGAAAUCACAAUAACAAUCUUCCGAGAAAUAAUGAAAUGGAAGCAAAAAACAGAUAUGAACAUAAAAUUUCAAAUAGGAAUGAAGAUUUAACUGCAGAAAUUUCAGUACAAGAAAUCAGUACACCAAUACAGAGCACGAUGAAUUCUACUUUCAUUAAUGAAAGUGAUAGUAAAAAAGAUGAAAAUAGAGAUAUUUUGAAAACUGAAGUAGAUAAAAACAAUACAUACGAUUUGGAUAACAGUAAUAAAGAACAUCAAAAUAUUUACUCAAGCUCAAAAUAUAAAGGGUCUAUGAAUAACAACUACAACGACAAUCCACAAAAUAAUAAUGAAUUAACAGCAAACUGCAAAUUUGAACAUCAAAUUUUAAAUAUAACCGAAAAUUCAACUGCUGAAAUCCCACCCUCAUCAGAACAGAGUAAGGUGAACUCUGAUCUUAUUAAUGAAAGCGAUAGUGGAAAUACAACAGUCUUUUCAAAAACUGGUGCAAAUAACAACAAAACAUACGAUUCUGAUAAUAGUGGUCUAGUACAUCAGAGCAAGUCUUCUUUACUGAAUGAAUUUAACUACCAUUAUGAGAACGUUGAUGUCAAAGAAAUGGAAAGCCAUGGUAAUGAAUGGAAGUUUUCAUUACCUCAACUGCAUUUAUUUGGAACAAUAGAUGAUCGCUCAAAUACACUCAACAAAGCUUGCUUAGAAAAGGAAGUGUAUCAGAAAAAUAAUACCAUCUCCUACAAUAACGAUACUCCACUUGUAGAGAUAGUUGAUAAUUCUGAUUUUCAUCAUAUUUUUAAUACCGAAAGCCAAAAUGUUAGUUCAGCAUCAGCUUCAAAUCUAAAUUCAAUACAACCAGGAUUUAUGAAUAUUAUAACUGAAGAUAGGCAGAAGACAGAUCUUUCCGAAAAUAUGGAUAAAAAUUUUCCUAUUCAAGGAUUAAUUAGAUCAAAUAAAAAUUAUUUUGCUGAAAACAAUCGAUUCGAUGAAACUCAUCAACAUUUAGAAACUGCAUCACAGGAGAAGAAGAAUUCUAAAAAUACAUCCGAUAACUAUGAAGAUAUAAUAAAGAAAUCACGGCAAUUAUCUGUUAGAUUGGAAGAUAUAAAAUACAAAUUGAUCCCUUUAUCAUCUGUGGGGAAUAUUAGCCAAGAUAUCAGUUUGCGAAACUUACAGACGUCCAGACUCAACGUUAAUGCAACAUGUGCCAGAACAGAUAACAGUGCAGAAAAUAAUAUCAGUGUUGAAAAACAGAUUAUUAAAAGGAUCUCACCAGAAAGCCAAUCUGUAUAUUUCCUGAGGAAUUCGAAAAAGCUCAAAAGUUGCAAAAUACAGCCUAAAUCGAUCCGCACAACUUGCCACGCAGUUAAAAUUCCUGCACCUAAAGUAGAGAUUAAAAAUCAAGGCAUCAAUGUACGAAGCUCACAUCCAUUUUUAAAUUCCUCUAACUUUAAUUUCAAUACAACUUGUGCCGUAACAACAGAUAAUAGUAAUAAAAAUAAUGCCGAUACUGAAAAACAAGCUACUAAUAGAACCUCAACAGAAGAUCAAUCUUUACAUUCCCUAAAAAAUUCCAAAAGGUUAAAAAGUUGCAAAAUACAACCAAAAUCCUUCAACACAACCUGCCAACCAGUUACGGAAGGGCAUACUGUUUCAACAGAAAAUUCACAGAAAGCAUUAAUCAGUUCCGAUGUCAGAAAUACAAACGAGGAAAGUAUUUCAUCUCCCAUCUUUCAAAUGGCAGAGAUACUGCGAAAAUUCGAUAACAAACGCAAAGAAACAUCCACCUCUAAUAACGAUGACUUUGUGUUUGGGCCUAGAAAAUUUAUCGAAAGAAAAAAUGAUGGAAAUUCUUCUCUUUUGUUUGGUAAUAGUUGCGAAAGUACAUCGACAGGAACAAUCUUUGACUGUACUGUAGCAGCAGUCAAACAAUUAAACAAUGGAAACGGCUCGACAGUACUCGACAUCCUCUCAUAUGUUCGAACACAUUUACCUUCAAGCGAUAAAAAAAUGUUCCUCGAUAUCAGAAAAUCUCUUAAAGACGCCACUGCAGCAGGAUUUCUAACAUAUACCAAUGGGAAAUACAAAGAAGGACCUAACUUGAUCAAGGCGAACAUUUCGACAAAUACAAAUAAAAGAAAAACAAAUCGCCCAAAUGAUAAUAGCAAGAUGCUAUCAAAGAGAGUGAAACCAACUCCCACACAGUUACGCAGUUCACGUCCCAAAACUACACGUUUAGCAAAUAAAAAAUCAGGCAGAAACCAAAAGGAUGAUUCCAAUGAAAAAUAA
Molecule: messenger RNA, 4038 nt
Organism: Argiope bruennichi
Lineage: Eukaryota; Metazoa; Arthropoda; Arachnida; Araneae; Araneidae
Exons: 5
Coding region: 1-4038 (1345 amino acids)
Source: RefSeq, a predicted model, not a curated record